CUGUACACGGGGACGUUCGAGGGAGGGAGGCUGAGAGGGAUGGGAAGCUGCAAGCUGGAGAAUGGGGACGUGAUCGAAGGCGUGUGGGAGGAGGGAGUUUGCGAGGGGAGGCGGUUGUAUAAGUCAGGAGACGUGUUCACGGGAACGAUACGAUCCUUCCUGAGAGACGUGAAGGGGGAUCACGAAUACGUGGAUGGGACGAGGUACGAAGGAGGAUGGAGGAAGGAUGUGAGGUACGGGGAGGGGAGGAUUGUGUUCCCCAACGGAGAUCACCUGGAAGGAACGUGGAAGGACGGGGAAUGCGAGCGAGCGAGUGGGAGGCAAGGGACGUGUCGGUACGUCAACGGGGACGAGUACGAGGGGAGCUGGAGGGGAAGUCAGCCGCACGGGCAAGGCAGGAUGGCGUAUGCUGAUGGAUCGUUCUUCGUCGGGUCUUGGAUACAUGGGAAGCCGCAACGAGAGGGGAGAGGCUGUCUGCAGUUCUUCUGGGGAGAUGUAUACGAGGGGGAGCUGGUGGGAGGGAGGCCGGAGGGGAAGGGGAGGAUGAGCUAUCCUGACGGGGGGUACGUGGAGGGGCACUGGAAGGAAGGGGCUCCCAGUGGAGUGAACCAGGGGAGGAAGAGGAUGAUGCUUGGGGAGUACGAGGGUGGGAUGCAGGAGGGGAUCCCCCAGGGCUGGGGCACGUUCGUGUACGACGACGGCAGCAAGUACGUGGGGCAGUUUGAGGAAGGAGAAGCGCAGGGGGAAGGAGAGCUGAUCUCCUCUCAAGGAAUCACGAUCUUCUCGGGAAGGUUCGAGCGAGGAGCACCAGCAGGAGCUGCGGUGAAGGAAUGG
Messenger RNA from Guillardia theta CCMP2712, 834 nucleotides. RefSeq lists its product as hypothetical. The transcript is spliced from 3 exons. The annotation marks the transcript as partial. The record is from RefSeq and is a predicted model, not a curated record. NCBI's taxonomy places the organism in Eukaryota, Cryptophyceae, Pyrenomonadales, Geminigeraceae. Gene Ontology annotation, cellular component: cytosol.